AUGAUGGAUCUAUUCGGCAGAGGAGAGCUGGGGCUGCUGGGAGGAGGAGAGGGGCUGAGAGAUGAUGUGGGCGUACCCGGGAUCAGCUGGUCAGCCAAUCAGCUGCCAGAGGACAUGUACCCAGCUUCAGGAUUGGCACUAGCCGCUGCCUAUCAUGACAUUAAGACCCGGCUGGCCAGUCUGGAGAGGGAGAACAGCAGCAUAAAGAGGAAACUAAAACACUACGAGGUCAAGUUUCCCAUGAUCAGUGAAUUUGGAGAGGAGAGGAUAGUGUGUUGUUCCUGUGAGCCCAUCAUCAAGGACACCAGUGGAAUCCAAUCAGAGACCACCAAUCUACAACAGAGGAUCAACUCUCUCACUCAGGAGCUUCAGAAGACUAAGGAAAGAGAGGAGAGGUUGGAGGAAGUCAUCCAGGCUUAUGAGAAGAUUCACAUAGAGAAAAGCAAUGUCCAGAGAGACCUUGACAAGAUGACGACUCUAGCAGAGCAGCAUGUGGAGAGGAUCUGCAGUUUGGAGUCUGCCCUCAGACAGAGAGAAACGUCCCUUCAGAAACUCAGUGCUGAACUCCACAGCAAAGACACACAUCAGUCACAACUCGAAGCUAGUCUGGACGUACCCAGAGAGGGUCGUGGGCCGACACUACAGUGCUCCCACAGUCUGGAUGCCCUGUCAGACCUGAAGCUGCAGCGUCUGGAGGCUGAGCUGGAGGGGGCACGGCACCAUGUCGAGGGAGCCUGUCAAAGGGAGAAGGAGCUGAGGGCUGAGCUUCAGAGGUUGCAGCAGAAGGUAGCCCAGCUACAGGAUGCACAAAGACAGUCCCAGGAGUUGGCCCCACACUGUGAGCACUGUGACAUGGAAUGGAUAAAGAAAGCUGGGGAUGAACAGGUGAACUUAGCCUUAGCCUACACUGAGCUAACAGAGGAGUUGGGUCGGGUUCGCAGUCUGGCUGCAAAACAGAGUGACCUUCUACGACACAUCUCACAGGAGCCUGGUAGGUUAGGUCUGUUUGUGUGUAAGGGUCAGGGGUAG
Messenger RNA from Seriola dumerili (greater amberjack), 1029 nucleotides. RefSeq names its product TANK-binding kinase 1-binding protein 1-like. The record is from RefSeq and is a predicted model, not a curated record. Gene Ontology annotation, cellular component: cytoplasm. NCBI's taxonomy places the organism in Eukaryota, Metazoa, Chordata, Actinopteri, Carangiformes, Carangidae. Bases 1 to 1029 code for a protein of 342 amino acids. The transcript has 8 exons. Gene Ontology annotation, biological process: canonical NF-kappaB signal transduction.